AUCCUACCGCGGAGCUGCUGCAGAACAACCCCUGCCUGGCAGAGUUCCUCGCCUCCGUGCUGGCGCUGCCCGAGCCCAGCCCCAGCAUCCUCUCCUUUGCGCUGCGGUUAGCUGGGACGCUUGCUGCUUCCGAAAGCCGCUUCCAACACCUGCAGCAGGAGAAGCUGUUGGUCAGGCUCUUUGGCGGGGAUGGGCCUCUGAACAGCGCACUGUGGGAAGAUGCAUCAGUGCGAAGCGGCUGGUUGGAGGGUGUGCGCAGCAUGAUGUAUCAUCAGCCUGCCCUCGACUUCCUCUGCAAUGGUGGAGGCAUAGAUGUGAUCUUCACUCUGCAAGGGGAUCCCAGCCUGUUCGUGGCUUCAGCUGCCAGUCAGCUUCUGGUGCACAUGUUCACCCUCUCUGUAGAGUCUGAAACAACUGAACCUCUCAGUACAAAGAACUGUGACUGGCCAGUGUGUGCCCAAAUGAUUAUAAAGCAUAUAGAAGAUUCCCUUCGCUCCAGAUCUGCCUCUCACAUCGAGCAAUCAUUAAAACUGUUAACUAAUUUAUUUGGCAGUUGUCAUGCUACGUGGACUGAAGUACUUUGGUUAGGUGUAGCAAAGCAAAUAGAAUCCUUUUUGAUGGAAGAGACUGUUCAAGUACAGCACAUGUUGGCAAAUCUUUUCCUUAAAAUGGCACGGUCCCCUGUGUUUUCUGGCACUGAAAGCAGUUUUUGGGCAUUAGUGACUUCUGCUCUGGAACACUUAACUCCAGUACAAGCAGGUCCUUUGGCAGUGGGAAUUCUGAGGCUCUACAAAUGCCCACAAGAUGUGAGGAUUCAGGCACUGACUGUUCUACUUCAGCCAAUGGACUGUAUUUUGAGAGCAGCCUCACAGCCUCUGGAAUAUGCAGGUUUGUUGGAUGAGUCUGUUAGUGAUCCCACCACUGUUGAAAGUCUUCUGUCCUCCAAGUCAACUUGUGUUAGUCUUCUGUGUCAGACCCUCGCUCAUCUGGAGGAGCUGCUGUCUCUGAUUCAUUUGCCGGUGGAUUUACCCUAUACAUCCUUGCUACACUCUCUCAUGACAAUAUUACAAUUUUGUAAUGGCUUCCUGAGUCCAGCUUCUCCUCUGGGAAGCACGAUAAGCCGAUUCUUGAUCAAUUGCUUCAGAAUACAGAGGUCAGCUCUUGAUGUUGUAGCAGCACUCUCAGAGCGAAAAGGCUGUGAUGCACUCAUAGGAAGCCUAUUUGAUGUCCUUCUGGCAUACCUGGAGAGUCCAAACACCAGCCCUACUGUUCUAAAGAAAACAUUCCGAGCUACAUCCCAGUGGUUGGUGCGCUUGCAGGAACUGUCCUGCUCCAACAGUCGGUGGCAAAAAACUGAGAUUUUGGAAGAUGUGUUUCGGGUGCUGCAGAAGCGUUUAUGCAGUCCUUGCUGGGAAGUAAGAGAUUCUUCUCUGGAGUUCGUCACUGUCCUGAUUCAAUACUUGAGAGACCAGGAUGAGUUCAGGCAGUCUCUCCUGUCUUCGGAGGUGCCGAGACUUACAGAAAAUCUUCUUGAGGAUUCGGAAAGCUAUGUGCGAGCGAGUGCUGUGACUGCUGUGGGACACUUGGCCUUCAUUACUUACUUUGCUCCAGAGUCACCUGGCGUAGGGAAUCAGUAUAAUAAGGAGCACAUUUUUGCAAAGCUUCAAGAAAUCUUGUCCACGGACCCAGAGGGCUUUCCUAGGAGGGCUGUGAUCAGCAUCUUCACUGAGUGGCUGAGCCAAGGCUGCACAGGUCAGCUGGAAGAUACAGAGCAGUUUGUCUCUAGAGUGAUCCAGACUGUGGAGCAUGACUUAGACUGGGAAGUCAGACUUCGUGGUUUGGAACUGGUUAGAAUUUUCUGUACUCACACAGUUUGCCAACUUGGCCUUCCUACAUGCCCGUAUGCUCCUGUCUCACCUGCAGUCACUAGUUCCAUUCAUCAGAAUAAGACGAUACAGAUAUUUUGCCGAGCAAAAGUGUUUGGCUUUUUGUUUCGGUCUUUGUGUGACUGUGAUAAGCCAGUAGGUCAGAGAGCCUGUGAUAUACUGCUUGGCUUAAGUGGUUAUUUCUGUCCAAUUAGUAGCCUGAAGAAUUCACAAGAGAGUGGAGAUUCGCCUGCAGGACAUGGCAUUGCCUGGUUACAAAGGACACUAAGGCAGGGUUCUCUGGCCCAGAACUUCCCCACAGAUGGUGGUAAUGGGGUGGAUUUUCAAGAUCCAGAGAGCAUGAUGCUAGCUUUGGGUACAAUAGACUUCGUAGAGCUGCGUGAUGAACUAAAUAAAAGUAGUGACCACGUGGAAAAAAGCCCUCAGUCCCUCUUACAGGACAUCCUUGCUACUGUGGGGACUGUAGAGGAGAAUGAAGCUGACUGUUACUGA
Pterocles gutturalis (yellow-throated sandgrouse) is the source of this 2378-nucleotide messenger RNA. It is a transcript of the gene BRAT1, whose product is annotated as BRCA1-associated ATM activator 1. The transcript has 12 exons. Lineage: Eukaryota; Metazoa; Chordata; Aves; Pterocliformes; Pteroclidae. Gene Ontology annotation, cellular component: nucleus. The record is from RefSeq and is a predicted model, not a curated record. Gene Ontology annotation, biological process: DNA damage response; positive regulation of protein phosphorylation; cell population proliferation. The annotation marks the transcript as partial.